Prosopis cineraria is the source of this 1514-nucleotide messenger RNA. RefSeq names its product aminomethyltransferase, mitochondrial. The record is from RefSeq and is a predicted model, not a curated record. Gene Ontology annotation, molecular function: aminomethyltransferase activity; protein binding. The transcript has 4 exons. The coding region runs from base 168 to 1391 and encodes 407 amino acids. Gene Ontology annotation, cellular component: mitochondrion. Lineage: Eukaryota; Viridiplantae; Streptophyta; Magnoliopsida; Fabales; Fabaceae. Gene Ontology annotation, biological process: glycine decarboxylation via glycine cleavage system.
UAUUCUUCGCUUUCAGCAGAUAAAUGAUGCUCUAACGCCAGACACUUCACCAAGAGAGGUUAUCUCUCUGUCCAUCCUCUGUUCAGCGGACCCUUUCGAGGCUCUCGGAUUUGCUUCAUUCUGAAUUAUUGCAGAUACAAAAGAGUCCUGACCGGAAAGCUUAGAAGAUGAGGGGAAGCUUAUGGCAACUUGGGCAAUCAAUCACCCGCCGUCUUGCCAGCAGUGAUAAGAAGGCUGUGGCUCGCAGAUAUUUUGCCACGGAAGCUGAUCUGAAAAAGACAGUUCUUUAUGACUUCCAUGUUACUCAUGGGGGAAAGAUGGUGCCAUUUGCUGGAUGGAGCAUGCCCAUCCAGUACAAGGACUCAAUCAUGGACUCAACCCUGAACUGUAGGGAGAAUGGUGGCCUAUUUGAUGUCUCCCAUAUGUGUGGGCUAAGUCUUAAAGGAAAGGAUUCUAUUCCUUUCCUUGAAAAGCUUGUAAUUGCUGAUGUUGUUGGGCUUGCCCCUGGAAGUGGAACAUUGACUGUCUUUACAAAUGAAAAGGGUGGGGCUAUCGAUGAUUCAGUGAUUACCAAGGUGAAGGAUGAUCACAUAUACUUGGUUGUGAAUGCCGGGUGUAGGGAUAAAGAUCUUGCUCAUAUUGAGGCACAUAUGAAAGCAUUCAAGGCCAAAGGUGGUGAUGUGUCAUGGCACAUCCAUGAUGAGAGAUCCCUUCUUGCUCUGCAGGGUCCUCUUGCUGCCCCUGUUCUUCAACACCUGACAAAAGAAGAUUUGAGCAAGUUGUACUUUGGCGAGUUUCGUAUAUUGGACAUCAAUGGCUCACAGUGUUUUCUUACUAGGACAGGGUAUACCGGGGAAGAUGGGUUUGAGAUCUCAGUUCCUUCAGAGAAUGCAGUAGAUCUUGCUAAGGCAAUCCUUGAGAAAUCUGAAGGCAAGAUAAGACUGACAGGACUGGGUGCUAGAGAUAGUUUAAGGCUUGAAGCUGGAUUGUGCCUGUAUGGGAAUGACUUGGAACAACACAUCACACCAAUAGAAGCAGGACUCACUUGGGCCAUAGGGAAAAGGAGAAGAGCAGCAGGAGGGUUUCUUGGAGCUGAUGUUAUACUGAAACAGCUCGAAGAAGGCCCUUCAAUCCGGCGUGUAGGGUUCUUCUCCACUGGACCGCCUCCCAGAAGCCACAGCGAGAUUCAAGACGAGCAAGGCAACAACAUUGGAGAAGUGACCAGUGGAGGAUUCAGUCCUUGCCUGAAGAAGAACAUAGCAAUGGGGUAUGUGAAAUCUGGAUUGCACAAAGCAGGGACCAAAGUGAAGAUUGUGAUUAGAGGAAAACUCAAUGAAGGAGUGGUCACAAAAAUGCCAUUUGUACCAACGAAAUACUACAAGCCUUCUUGAUUGAUGAUUCAUUUGAUCUGCUGUGUUGUUUCUGCUUGAACUCUCUGAUCACUCCUCCCUUGUUGACGAUUUUAACCAUCAUCAUUUCGAGUGUUAUAGCCAAUUUAAUGCUUUUGUCCUUAA